AUGAAGAGAGAAACUUAUCUAACUUGUCUUGAUCCUGCCAUUAAAAUCUUGCAACCUCAUCCUUUGGUCUUCGACUCCAAUAUCAAAGAGUUAAAAUUCUGGAAAAUGUUCUGUUGGGGGUUGGCUUAUUGGGAAGAAUCUGAAUAUGAUAGACACUUGCACAAUGCCAUCAUUAUGAUGGUGUCAGAGUUAAGCAAAAUAAAUCAAGUGGUUGAAGCAAAUUUUGAAGGUGAAGAUUGCAAGUGUGGAAAUGAUCACACCUAUAAAUGUAUUUACAAACGUCUCGGGAAACUGAACCCUGCUGUGAUGGAAAGGAUUCAGCAGUUAAAGCCACAAGCCAAAGAAAUUUGUGUUGGCUUAUUGGGUGGGGCUGUCAAAUGGAACUCUUUCAAGAAAUGCAAUGAGGAUUUUUUACAAAGAGACGUUCCCUCUUUCAUUGAUCUUAUUUUGCACAAUUUCAAAUAUCUACUGUCCACUAGUACUGAUAUGACAGCUCCGAUGAAUCAACAAAUUGCCUUCAUGCAACAAAAACUCAAGGAAUGUCGAAGGUUGGCAAACUGUACUCAUCAUGCAAUAGCGAGACUCAAGAAAUUUAGUGAAGUCAUGUGCCACACCCAAACUUGGGUUAAGCGCAUCUCAUGUCUUGCAUUCUUUUAUUGGAUUGGCGGGCAGGAUGAGCACCUAGCACCUAGCAUGGAGUGUAUGGUUUCUGAUACGGAACCCAUGGGAAUUCCUCACACUCCCGGGAUUGUAGCAUCAUACCUUGAAGAUACAACAAUUCCUCAACUCCUUGGAUGUUACAUUGACUUUCUCCUUGAAGGGUUGGUUAUGCAUGUGAAGGAUGUUGAAAUCCUUUACGAAGGAUUGAUAUUCUUGGCAUCAUUUAUUGUGGAUCCACCCGAGGAGGAUUCAGAGGAUAAAGAAUUAAUCUUGACUCUAAUUUGUUCUAUAAUUGAUGAUCUUCAGAGGUUUGUUUGCUCAAUUCAUUUGGAUAACAUGGAAGGCAUUUCUGCAGUUGACUGUUCUGAUUUCUUGCCAAAGAUCACUGAGGUAAAGAAUCAAGUGAGGGAGCUAUAUGCUAUAACUCCGCUUCCAUCACAAUCAGACUCUCCCAAGACCAAUGUAAUAGGAUUUCUUGAUUCUCUUUUGACAGCAUUGAAGAAAAUGUACGAAGCAAAGGUACAUUUGAUUCCUUCCAUAAAGCAUCAAGUUGAAAUAGUUCGGAAAGAACUAGAGUUGCUCAGGCCACUUGUCGGAAGUAACAUAUGGGUGCAAAAUGAGCACGAGGAAUUUGAAAAUCUUUGGAAUAAAACAAUUGAUGCGGUGUAUUUUGUAGCAUAUGUCACCAAGUUUUGUUCUGCCAAGAGUUUCUCUCUGUGGUUUGGUAUUGUAACCCUUCCACAAGCUGCAAAAGACAUAAGAAUCACCAGAGCUGAGUUCCAGAAGAUUGAAGGUCAUGAGUUAUACAAAGAUAGGAGAGUCUUUGCUGAGAUGGAGUCUAGUUUUGCUGUCCCCGCACGAGCUACAACUUCAAAAAUGGAAGAGAUUUUUGUUGGCUUCAAGGAGGAUGCAAGAACCAUACUUGACUACCUUACACAAGGGCGUGAUACUCUCACGAUCAUCUCCAUCUCAGGAUUGCCUGGUCAAGGAAAGACAACCUUAACCAAGAGAAUCUAUAAUGAUAUUAAAAUUCAAUAUCACUUCAAGAAAUUGGUGUGGUGCUACGUCUCUAAAGACUGUGGAGCUCUGGAGUUAUUGAUCAAAAUCGGAUAUGAUAUGUUUGGCCCGGACUCUGAUAUCAGUAUGCUUGAAUUCAGUGAAUUAGCAGAUCGCUUGAGGAAAACUUUAAAGAAGCAAAGAUAUCUUAUUGUGAUGGACGACAUAUGGGACGUGGCUAUCUGGAAACAAGUGAAACUAUCAUUCCCUAAUGAUAACAAUGGAAGCCGAAUCAUAUUCACGAGUCGCAAUCAUGAUCUAGCCUCACAAACAGGAUUCACUUUCAAUUCACAUCCUCUUCGAUUGUUCUCUGAGGAGGAAAGUUGGGAGUUGAUGAACAAGAAGUUGUUUUCUGGUUGUAGUCCUGCUCCGACAGAGUUUUCAAAGGUUGCACAAGAAAUCGCUAGUUAUUGCAAAGGCUUGCCUCUAGCGGUUGUUCUAAUUGCCUCUCUUCUGCAAAGGGAAGAGCGAAAGUUAGAUUGGUGGACGAAAGUAGCAGAAAACUUGAAAUUACACCUCGUUAAUGAAGGGUGCAGAGACAUCAUUGAGCUAAGCUACGAGUACUUACCCGAUCAUUUGAAAUUGUGCUAUCUUUAUUUUGGUGCAUUUCCUAGAGGGGAAGAAGUUUCUGCAAAUAAGUUAAAGCGACUCUGGAUUGCCGAGGGAUUUGUCAAUGAUAACGGGGUGCAACAUGCAAAAGAUUUGGCGAAAGAGUAUUUGGAUAAUCUUGUUUCUCAAAGUUUAGUCGUGGUGACUAAAAGAAGUUCCAUGAGUGGAAUAAAGACCUGCAAUAUUCAUGAUUUGUUAUAUGACCUGUGCAUGGAGAAAGGUGUGACAGAGAAUUUCUUAAAUUGGUUAGAUAGUAGUAACCUCACCAACCAAAUAAUGUCCAGUGCUAAAUACUGCCACCAUCGGCUUUGCAUUGGCAGAAUUGACCCUUUCAUCAAGCCAAACCCUAUUAUCAGCAGAAAGGAAUUACAAACCAGCAAGGUUCACUCUCUUUUAUGGUUCUCCGAGUCAGGUUAUAAGGUACACAGUCCUGGCUUUCUUAAGAGAUUCAAAGUUCUUACUGUAUUGGAUUUGUGUGGAGUGUAUUUGAAAUGUGAUGGUUUCCCUGAAUCAGUAUUAUCCAUGAUUCAUCUUAGAUACUUGGCCUUAGACUUAUUUGAUCAGCUGGACGGCAUCCAACCGUCGAUAGCUAACUUGUGGAACCUUGAAACUCUCAUCAUAGCUCUAAGAGAUAUAAUAAGAGAUCCAUUACCAGUUUCCUUGUGGAAGAUGAAAAGUUUAAGACAUGUUGAGAUAUCUGGUGGUGCUCGUCUCGAUUUAGAAGAUUUGGAUGGAGAUGAUUCCAUCGCAACACAUAAUCUUGAGACACUUGGUUCACUACAUCUUGCUUUUGAUCAUAAAACAAUGGAGUUUUUCAGUAAGUUAACAAGCCUGAGAAAGAUGGACUGCUGCUUAGAAGAAGAAAACAACCAUCCCAUGUGGUUUUCCAUGCUUGGAUCUCUAACAAAACUGGAGUCCCUGAAAAUGAAAGGAUGGUGGAACCUUCAACUAGACGAAAUGGCAACAACAUUCAACUUUCCUAGGAUUGAGAGUCUAAAGAAGUUGACGCUGUCCCAACUUCGCCUGCCAUCGAGUUCCAUCUCAGCCAUCGGGAAGCAGUUGCCUAAUCUCGAGGUUCUGAAACUAGAUCGCGACUCAUUUUUGGGCCCUGUGUGGAAUGUGGAAGAUGAGAGUUUCUCAAAACUCAAGUACCUGAAACUACAAGGUUUACACAUUGAAGAGAUAGAUGUAUCUGAUUGUGAAGAUCCAUUUCCUUCGCUUGAGGAGCUUGUUGUCCAGGAAUGUUACUCUCUCAUGGAGAUUCCUUCUAGCUUUGGCGGGCUUUAUGUAUUGAAGACCAUCACGAUCAAGGGAUGCCCUUAUAGAGUCAAUGAAUCAGCAAUGCAAAUUUUGGAACAACAACAGGACGACGGAAACUGCGAUUUCCAAGUGUUUGUCAUCAAUGGUAAUGAUGAAGACAAUUUUGAUGACGAAGAUCAUGAAGAUGGUCAUGAAGAAGAAAUGGACCAAGAUGAUGAUCAAGAAGAGGCGGGAGAAACAGAUGACGAGGAAGAUACAAAGGUUGAGAACGGACUCAGGAAGAGGAAGUGGCCAUGGAAAAAUUAA
Molecule: messenger RNA, 3891 nt
Organism: Oldenlandia corymbosa var. corymbosa
Lineage: Eukaryota; Viridiplantae; Streptophyta; Magnoliopsida; Gentianales; Rubiaceae
Source: the annotation of a GenBank genome assembly